CUUAUAAUACCCUUCAGCAGAGGGAUCAGAGCUUGGCCAUAUCGCAGAAAACCUCCCUGGUUAAAAUCCCCCACCAGAGAGAAAAAGUCUGCAGACCUGUAGGCGUAACCAUCAUAUAGCACCUUCCCUUUCUAAAAGGCUUUAUAUUCUGCAAGCAGAGGACAAGAUUUUGCCAAGAGGGAAAGAUUUUCUUGAAGCAGAAAACUGAAGGACCAAGCUUGGCAAGGAAGGGAUGGAGCAGCAAGCAACCUGACCGAAGUCUCCCCUAGGCAUGUAAGCUACUUACAGAAGGGGGGACCUCUAAGCUCUUCAGCAGGAUGAACAAAACCAAGGGGGCCCUUGAGAGCCCAGAGCUUCGGAGCCCAGGUUGCACACAGAGCAACUCCGUGGCCAGUGAGGCACCACCGCUUGCGUUCGGCCAGCAGGCCACAGACAAAGCCCUGAAUGUGAUCCUUAUUGUGGUCCUCUUUGUCAUCAUGGUAUCUCUGGGGUGUACAAUGGAGAUAGCCAAGAUCACAACUCACCUCAGGAAACCCAAAGGCGUGGCAAUUGCUGUAAUGGCUCAGUACGGCGUCAUGCCCUUGACCGCAUUUGUGCUGGGCAAGCUUUUCCAGCUGGGUGCUAUCGAAUCCCUGGCCAUCCUCAUCUGUGGCUGCUGCCCAGGGGGAAACCUCUCCAACGUCUUUAGCCUGGCACUGAGAGGGGACAUGAACCUCAGCAUUGUAAUGACCGCAUGCUCGACGAUCCUGGCAAUUGGACUAAUGCCUCUGCUUCUGUACCUUUACUCGGGAGGACUAUACGAGGAUGAUUUGGAGGGCAAGGUGCCUUACAAAGGAAUAAUCACCUCCCUGGUCCUAAUGCUAAUCCCCUGUGCCAUCGGCAUCAUCUUGAAUGAGAAGAAACCACAGUACACUGGCUUUAUCAUCAAGGCAGGGAUGGUUGUGUUUCUGCUGUCAUCUGCUGCAAUAAUCGUUCUGUCUGUGGCCAGUGUGGGAAGCAGUAUCACGGCCAUCUUCUCACCAUCCCUCCUGGGAUCUUCUGCCUUGAUGCCUUUUAUUGGAUUCCUGCUGGGCUAUGUUCUCUCCGCAGUCUUCAAGCUUAAUGAACGAUGCAGGCGGACAGUGUGCAUGGAAACUGGCUGCCAGAACGUACAGCUUUGCUCCACUAUCCUCAAGGUCGCCUUCGCCCCAGAAAUCAUCGGCCCCCUGUACUUCUUCCCGCUCCUCUACUUGCUGUUCCAGCUUGGAGAGGGACUUCUGCUGAUCCUGGUCUUUAGGAUCCAUGACAGAAUAAAGAAACCAAAUGAUGCAGCAAAAACGACGCGUGCAGCUGGGGACGCAGUUACUGCUCAAGAAAUGAAACCAACGUCAAGACCCUGCAGAAACGCUGGGAAACCAGGAACACAACACAGGCGGAUCCUGCGGCAGCUGCUGUCGCCACCCCUCCGAGCACCACCUCCUGCAGCCGGCUCGCAGGUCUCUAGCAGUUCUGUGUAAGACACUCAUCCGUGUGCUCAUUUCACGCCACACAAGGGGACCCCCACGGAGCCUUCUGCGGCCUCACCGCUAUUUCCCAAAGACCUUGCUCCACACUAAGCCUCUCCCCGCCUGCCCACGAGGGAGACUUCCAGUGACUUUCAAGUCGUCACGACAACCCUUUGGGACAGCUUAGGGCCAUGGUGCCAAGUGACUGCCCCGGGUUUUGUACGUUUGCAAAUCACUGCCCGCAUCAGUUUCCCUUUUUUAAUUUCACUUACCUGGCAUUGUCCCGCUGGCACAUGUUGGAAGCAGCUCUCAAAGACAUCGCUGAAGAUUCACGUAAUUUCUCUAACACAGACCCAAAACGAGGCGUGAAAGUUUCUCAGUGCAGGGGCCACCAAGACCCUGGGUGCAGCUGAGCAGCCCGUGGGUUGCUGGUCGCUCCCAUUCUCCAGACCCCACGCAUGGUGCGGUGUACCGCCACUGCUCUCCACGCAACAGAGCCCACAGAAACUGAACACGGCCGUGCAAACUGCCUUACUACGUCAAGUUUGGGGCCUGCAAGCCGUGCCUCUGAAAUGACACAAGCCUUGAAUGCUCCCCGCUUUGUAGGAGUCAGCGAACUAAAUACAACACCCCUUCAGGGCACCAUCUAGCUACUGUCACACCACAAAUACGAGGUAUGAGGGAAUACCGGCAUUAAGAGAUCCAAUGUGCUAAGUACGCGUUGUAACCUGAAGUACUCCAUCUGAACUAAGAUGAAUAAACAGGCUUGUACCAAGAACCUCA
Chroicocephalus ridibundus (black-headed gull) is the source of this 2267-nucleotide messenger RNA. It is a transcript of the gene SLC10A1, whose product is annotated as solute carrier family 10 member 1. Lineage: Eukaryota; Metazoa; Chordata; Aves; Charadriiformes; Laridae. Gene Ontology annotation, biological process: bile acid and bile salt transport. Gene Ontology annotation, molecular function: bile acid:sodium symporter activity. The transcript is spliced from 6 exons. Gene Ontology annotation, cellular component: membrane. Bases 318 to 1496 code for a protein of 392 amino acids. The record is from RefSeq and is a predicted model, not a curated record.